Molecule: messenger RNA, 726 nt
Organism: Arthroderma uncinatum
Lineage: Eukaryota; Fungi; Ascomycota; Eurotiomycetes; Onygenales; Arthrodermataceae
Exons: 1
Coding region: 1-726 (241 amino acids)
Molecular function (GO): catalytic activity
Source: RefSeq, a predicted model, not a curated record
AUGUCUUCAUCUCAUAUAAUCCCACUAUCGACACAUCUACAUUACCUCGCCCAAUGCCUUGAACUUGCAUCCCAAUCCCCUCCCAAACCAACUAACUUCCGCGUUGGUGCCAUCCUCCUCUUACGCCGCUAUCCCACCGGCGAUGAUACAGAGCUAAAAGAAAAGGUCCUCUCGACAGGGUAUACAUUAGAGCUUCGCGGAAACACCCACGCAGAACAGUGCUGCCUUGCAAAAUUUGCAUCCCAUUACGGCGUGCCUGAGGAUCAAGUUCGGGACGUUCUCGAACAAAAGCGGGCAGAGGAGAGUGGUGACGCGCAGAUAGAACUAUACGUUACCAUGGAGCCAUGCGGGAAGAGAUUAUCGGAUAACAAGCCAUGCGUGGAACGUAUAAUUGAGACCAAAGGCCAGAAAGAAGACGGGAAGGUCGGUGGGAGUGGUAUCGAUCGUGUGUAUUUCGGUGUCAAGGAGCCAGGGACGUUUGUUGGUCAAUCCCAGGGGUGUAAGAAACUUGACGAAGCGGGAGUUCAGUGGAAUCUCAUUGAAGGAAUGGAAGAUGACAUUUUAAAGGUUGCAACGGCCGGACAUGAGAAGAAAGCAAAAGGAGAGAAGGAAGGAACAAGAGUGAACGAAGCAGAUCAGACGGUCUUAGUUGAUAGAGCCGAAGAGGAGGCGCGCAGGGGUGAGGCGAUUCCAAGAAAUCCAAAAAAGAGAAUGAUGGAGGUCUAG